This is a messenger RNA of Osmerus eperlanus (European smelt), 5252 nucleotides long. Its product is annotated as disintegrin and metalloproteinase domain-containing protein 12-like. The transcript is spliced from 23 exons. Bases 336 to 3197 code for a protein of 953 amino acids. NCBI's taxonomy places the organism in Eukaryota, Metazoa, Chordata, Actinopteri, Osmeriformes, Osmeridae. Gene Ontology annotation, biological process: proteolysis. The record is from RefSeq and is a predicted model, not a curated record. Gene Ontology annotation, molecular function: metalloendopeptidase activity.
GAGACCAGUUCUGUAGUAGCCUAUCAUCCAGCUCCCUUCUCCGUCGUUCUCUAUUACAUCAUACUCUAACUAAAUUAUCAAUGGUUUGGACAGAUCGUUUCCAAAUCUUUGGGCAAGACAGGCAGAGACUCGAACAUGCACGGAUGAAAAGUUUUAAAUAGCUGAGGCGCCUUGAUCUAUUCGGAGUCAGCGGCGUUUGCGUGUUUUGGACUUUAUCAAACUGUGCAAGUAGCACCCUUUUUGUGUUUAACAGUGAAGAGUUGUGGACCUCAUAUUAUUAUGCUGGUGUUGUGAUAUACUUCUCUGGACUAUUUUCCUUAUCUUAAGUGCGCAAAAUGAGACAUUGGAUUUGGAAUAACUUUCUUAUAGCUUUAUUUAUGUUGUCCCAGACAACAGCAGUUGACCACACAGACUCUAUAUUCAAUGCCGGGAGCAACAUGGACCAGUCCAGCAUGGGAGGCGGUGCCAUCGCUAAGAUACAUCGCUACCCGAAAACCAUUCCAGUGCAGCUGGGAGGGAGAGACCAGCGCAGGCCCCUCAGCCAGCUUCCAGCCAGGAGUCACCCUGCGUCACUGCAGAUGCUCGUCGAAGCGGAAGGCAAACAGCUGGUCCUGGUACUGGAGAAGAAUGAGGGUCUGUUCGCAAGCCAUUACACUGAGACACAUUACCUGGAGGACGGGAGUGCAGUCAUCACAGCCCACAACGUUACGAGGAAUUGCUACUACCACGGGCAGGUGCAGGACCACCCCUACUCUGAUGUCACCAUCAGCACCUGCUCCGGCCUCCGGGGCUUAAUUGCACUUGAAAACAAAACCUAUAUCCUGGAACCAGCAUUUGAGCCUGACAAUGGUACCCACCUCAUCUACCGAGGAGAAGACCUCAAGCUGUCCCCUGGAACCUGUGGACAUGGCUUCAACUUGUCUUCUGACACCCUUGACAACCAGUUGAGGAGCCCAUUUCAGUCAUUCAGCACCAGGCACAAAAGACAUGCUCAGAAGGCCACGAAGUACGUGGAGCUGAUGAUUGUUGCUGACAACAGAGAGUUUCAGAAGCAGGGGAAGGACGUGGAGAGAGUGAAACAGAGACUGGCCGAGAUAGCCAAUUACGUGGAUAAGUUCUACCGGGCCCUGAACAUCCGUGUGGCGCUGGUUGGCCUGGAGGUGUGGAGCGACUCAGACAAGUGUCCCGUCACCCAGGACCCCUUCACCACGCUGCAUGAGUUCCUGGACUGGAGGAAGGGGACACUGUUGCCUCAGAAGCCCCACGACAACGCUCAGCUCAUCAGCGGGGUGUACUUCCAGGGGACCACCAUCGGCAUGGCCCCCAUCAUGAGCAUGUGCACGGUGGAGCAGUCGGGGGGCAUCGUCAUGGAUCACUCCGAAAAUCCACUGGGCGCCGCCGUGACUCUGGCCCACGAGCUUGGGCACAACUUUGGGAUGAACCACGACACACCCGAGCGGGGGUGCGGCUGUAGGAUGACGGUGGACCGUGGCGGCUGCAUUAUGACCCCUUCCACAGGGUACCCUUUCCCCACGGUGUUCAGCACCUGCAGUAAGAAGGACCUGGCGGCCAGUCUGGAGAAGGGAGUGGGCAUGUGCCUCUACAACAUGCCCGAGGUCAAGGUGCUCUACGGGGGGCAGAAGUGUGGCAACGGAUACGUGGAGGAGGGAGAGGAGUGUGACUGUGGAGAGCUGGAGGAAUGUUUGAACCCCUGCUGCAACGCCACCACAUGCACUCUGAAGGGAGAUGCAGUGUGUGCCCAUGGACAGUGCUGUGAAGACUGCAUGCUCAAGCCCGCUGGCACGCCCUGCAGAGAAUCCAGUAACUCCUGUGACCUGCCAGAGUUCUGCACUGGUGCCAACCCCCACUGCCCAGCCAACGUGUACCUCCACGACGGGCACGCCUGCCACAGCGUGGACGGAUACUGCUACAAUGGCAUCUGCCAGACCCACGAGCAACAGUGCAUCACACUGUGGGGACCAGGAGCCAAGCCAGCCCCAGGGAUCUGCUUCGAGAGGGUCAACUCUGCAGGAGACCCAUAUGGGAAUUGUGGGAAGGACUCCAAAGGCUCCUUUGCCAAGUGUGAGGCGCGGGACGCUAAGUGUGGCAAGAUACAGUGCCAAGACGGGGCCAACCGACCUGUGAUUGGCACCAAUGCCGUCUCCAUAGAGACCAACAUCCCUCUUCAGGAAGGGGGGCGUAUCUUGUGUCGGGGGACACAUGUCUACCUGGGUGAUGACAUGCCCGAUCCUGGACUGGUGCUGGCUGGCACCAAGUGUGGCCAGGGCAUGAUGUGUCUGAACCGUCAGUGCCAGAACGUCAGUGUGUUCGGGGUGCACCAGUGUUCAGGGAAGUGCAGUGGGCGAGGGGUGUGCAACAACAAGAAAAACUGCCACUGCGAGCCACACUGGGCUCCGCCCCUUUGCGCCAAGGCUGGGUUUGGAGGUAGCAUCGACAGUGGGCCUACGAGACUGGCAGCCGACAGCAAGGUGGUGACCGUGGCGAUUGUGGCGGCGCUCCUCAGUCUGCUGGGCGUGGCCUCCGUGGUGUUCCUGAAGAGGAAGACCCUGGUGCGUCAGCUCUUCACCAACAAGAAGAGCACCAUGGAGAAGCUCAGAUCUGUGGGGACCAGACCGACCAGUCCCACCAGAGGCCAUGGGUACCACAGGUCCCCUCCACACCAGCCCUCUGCCAAGCCUCAGGGGGGUAACACAUAUAAGCCAUCCCACUUCAGUUCGGAGCCUCUCUUACCCCCCCCCAACUUCCACUCCCACAGCCUGCGCCGACUGCCCCACUACCAGCCCAUACACAUCAGCCACCCCAUGCCCGUGUCCCUCAGCGUGGGCCAGCCGACCCUGCCCCCGGUGCCCCCCCACCACAGGGCCCUGCCACCUCACACCAGCUUCUCGUCCUCCCGGGCUCCGAGCUUCCAAAGCCUGCCCCGUCAGCAGGCUUACAGACUGGAUCAGGAGCGUGAGAAGCCCAGCCCUCCCCAGAAGCCCUUGCCUGCUGACCCCCUUGGAAGGACCUCCAGACUGGGCCGCAAUCACUUGGCGAUGGGGGUCCACCUGCCUGGCCCUGGACCCCUGCCUAUCCCCAUCCCCACUGUGCCCAGGCCUUCACCAGCCAUCCCGCUACCUAACAGGCCUGCGCCCAUGCAAACCCUGAGACUGCCAAAGCCUCACUACGAGCGCUGACCUCACAAGGCUGGGGCGGAGUAAUGAAGAACUAGGAGACGCCCAUUUGCACUACAGGACUCUCUGAGCCAUCUCGGACAUUGGUGGGGUCUCAGACUAAUAGGGAAAUGGGGAUCGACGACUCACCUUGGUGCUGUCACUCUAAAAGGUUUCUGUCAUCCUCGCUCAGGUACCAAAAUGAACUAUUUAACUUAUUAUCAUUAUGUGCACCUCGCUCGAAGUAACAUCAAUUUCCCCUAACCUCAACCAGAAGAGUGAUCUGAUGUGUUGUGUGGGGAUUUAUUUUGUAUUUCUUUGUGAUUUUUUACUGUUUGGAGGGAGGGCAUACUGAAAAAAGUGUUUUUUAUAACCUGUGAAGUUGCUUAAAUAAUUAAAGAGACAAAAAAUCCUUAGAAACUGGUUGUUUGAGGUCAAAAUGAAGGGAAACUGCCUUGCUUGGAGAGUUGUAGGAAUAGCUACUGUACUUGUAGUUUUCUAAGCAGUGCAAGCAAGUUUGGGUUUGUGUUCAGUUGAUCAUCGAUAACUGUUUGUACAUUCUCAAGACAUGUAUUCCCCUCAUGUAACCAACGGUGUUAUGUUGACACAAGAACAAAGGUGCAUUUCAACCAACUACAGAUGCUGAGAACGCAAAUGACUUAUUGUUUACAUGUUUGUAGUUUGCUUGACAUUCAUUUACUUGGUAAGUCUUCUCUGUGUGACAUUAAGUGAUUUCCAUCUUUGUUAACAUUAGUAUGGUCUGUGUAGGAUAAUGGUUUAUUCACAGGGUAUCAGGCUCAGAAAGAACAGCACAACAGGGUACUUGACCUUGAAUUGUGCAUUCCUCUGAUGAACUGGAACACAUUUACGAGAUUGACAGAUGGUUAUGUGCCCAUUUUUGUUCAAGUCAGGACCAAGAACUUGAAAGACAUGCUGCAUUCGCCCAUUUCGUAAAGAUUACAAUCUCUGACAGACUUCAGACUAUUUGCUGGCAGCUCUACGAUGGGUGAAUGCUCUUUGUGGAACAUGAGUCUGACGUGACCUGGCAGUGUGUUCCAGGAAAAUACAGUAACACCAAGUAAUGCAAUAGUGGAUGAGUUCUGUGUCAUAGAAGCCUGCGGAGCUAUUCCAUACUUCGGUGUCAAGAUCACAUCAGUUUUGUUAACAAACCAAACCCCACUCUGACUUACACAGUCCUGUUUUUCACUGGUGUCUUUUAACAAGGUUUCAACUAGGAUUACCAUAAAAACAUCCACACGAUUUAUGAUGAUUUAUGAGAAGUGAACUUCAAAGAUCAUCGACUACUUCCCAUUGUUUAAAGUUCUUAAGCACUCAUGGUAAUCCUGUUUACAAUGUCCCACAAUUAAGUUGAAGCCUUAUGAAUAGGUUAAAAUAACUCAAACCAAAAUAUAAAUUGGUAUAAGGAGUUGUGAUCUUGUACACAAUCUUUUUCACUAUAACUUUGUGUGGUGCUGAGUAACUGUGUAUAUUAGGCCCACUUGUGUGCAGCAGACCUGUGUUCUUGAUGAGUCACAAUCUAAAUCUUUGCUCAGAAAAGCAUUCUGUACAAAAACAAUUGUGGGUAUCAUGACUGGAUCCCUGUGAAUUAUGUCUUCAUUCUGUAGUUUCUAGGUCCGGAUUGACAUUAUACUGUAUGUACGUAUGUCUCUACGCAGAUCGUAUCCUAUCUUCAGUAUUGUGCAAUGCAUAUGUCACACAGAGCAGCAUUGGGAACGCAUCACACUUGAGUAUUCAUUGUUUUUCUGAUGAGUAGUGACUGAAUAUCGGUUUUAUGCCACGUCUUUCCUUUCAUUCAUAAUGACAAAUGUACUGAAUGUUAACUGUAAAAGUUUCCAAAGCCCAGUUGUACAGUUCAUAUAAAUAAUGUGUCUGUUGGUAUACAUGCUAUUUUAAUGUUUUCAUUUAGACAAGAACAGUCAUUUGAGAACUAACAUUUUAUGAUGGUUCCUUCCGUAAUGAGUAUUCGGGCUAGUUCAUAGGACUGUUCAUAUAGAAUGGGAACAGCUUACCGCCCGGGGCAGCCUCUGAUCAAAACCACAUAUGCGGUGAAUUCAUAGA